GAUAUCUGACGCGCAGGCUUUUUGGAGAGAGAACGUGUCGGCCUUCCACACGACACGCGCUUCGUUGCGCGGCGGAAGAGCGCGUGUAUUUGGUGGGGAGAAGAUAAGUGAGAGCUCGAGGGCAUUUGGAUCGGGGAGAGAACGCGAAGAUGUCGACACUGAGCGUUCCGCCGGUUCUCUCUUCCCCUCGCCAAGACGCCAUUGAUCUCUACAAAGCCUUCAAAGGAUUCGGCUGUGACAGUGCAGCAGUUGUAAACAUUCUUGCUCACCGUGAUGCUACACAACGUGCACUUAUUCAACAGGAAUACCGAGCCAUGUAUUCUUCUGAGCUCAUCAAUCGCUUAUCUUCUGAGCUCAGUGGAAACCUCAAGAAAGCAAUGCUCCUAUGGGUUCUUGAUCCACCAGGACGUGACGCAACUGUAUUAAGGCAGGCACUUAGUGGAGAUGUCAUUGACUUGCAAGCAGCCACUGAAGUAAUAUGCUCUCGUACACCAUCAAUGAUACAGAUAAUUAAACAAACAUACUAUGCAAAAUUUGGUGCUUAUCUUGAGCAUGACAUACAUCGUCAAACAUCUGGAGAUCACCAAAAGUUGCUCCUUGCAUACGUCGGUACACCACGUUAUGAAGGCCCUGAGGUUGAUCAUAUAAUGGUGGCUAAUGAUGCAAAAGCCCUCUUUAAAGCUGGUGAGAAGCGAUUAGGAACAGAUGAAAAGAUUUUCAUUCGCAUCUUCAGUGAAAGAAGCGCUGCACAUUUAGCAGCUGUUUCUUCUUCCUACUUUCAUACCUAUGGUAGCUCCCUUGAAAAGGCUGUGAAGAGUGAGACAUCUGGAAAUUUUGAAGUUGCUCUUCUUACAAUCCUCAGAUGUGCUGAGAAUCCUGCCAAGUAUUUUGCCAAGGUGUUGCGCAAGGCAAUGAAAGGCCUAGGAACUAAUGAUACGACACUCAUAAGGAUUGUAGUCUCCAGGACUGAGAUUGAUAUGCAAUAUAUAAAGGCAGAAUACCAUAAGAAAUACAACAAACCAUUGAGGGAUGCAAUCCAUUCAGAGACAUCAGGCCAUUAUCGAACUUUUCUUCUCUCUCUUGUGGGUCCCAACAAUUAGGCGCUCUUUGCUGUCAUCUUGGUCUACCAUCAGCCUGUGUUGAAUCACUUUCCUCCCUUGAUAAGAGAGGUUAUGAGUUUGAUACAUGGUGGGGCGGUGAGUCACUAGGGAAGAAUGGACAGUAGUAUCCUGCACACAUGAUCCUCAUCUUUGUAUAUAUACUGUAAUUGUAAAAUUUGGUGUUCUUACCAGAAUGUCUGGCAUUAUUUUAUGUUUGUGUAUUUGAUCAUGGUGUGUGAAAAUAGGUUCACAUUUUAUUGUUGCUGGUUGCACCAACUGCUAUGGUCUGCUUGUGAUGGUAGAAGUUUGGUUGGUUGUUCAGAAAUGUGCUGAUCUUUGACAUUUGUUAUACCAUUACCAUUAGCACAAAACUUUUAUUUCU
This is a messenger RNA of Phoenix dactylifera (date palm), 1482 nucleotides long. It is a transcript of the gene ANN5, whose product is annotated as annexin 5. The record is from RefSeq and is a predicted model, not a curated record. Gene Ontology annotation, biological process: response to salt stress; response to water deprivation; response to heat. Gene Ontology annotation, cellular component: cytoplasm; plasma membrane. Gene Ontology annotation, molecular function: calcium-dependent phospholipid binding; calcium ion binding; phosphatidylserine binding. NCBI's taxonomy places the organism in Eukaryota, Viridiplantae, Streptophyta, Magnoliopsida, Arecales, Arecaceae.